Penicillium cataractarum is the source of this 450-nucleotide messenger RNA. Its product is annotated as lysophospholipase catalytic domain-containing protein. Bases 1 to 450 code for a protein of 149 amino acids. The transcript has a single exon. The record is from RefSeq and is a predicted model, not a curated record. NCBI's taxonomy places the organism in Eukaryota, Fungi, Ascomycota, Eurotiomycetes, Eurotiales, Aspergillaceae.
AUGUUGAGCUGGAAAAUUCGUACAUUUCUCCUGUUCCUUGUCUGCUUGGCUUCUGGCCUGACGCAUUUUCGCAAAUUACCACUUGACACUGUUACCGGCACUCUUAAUUACAGAGCCUUACCAAAUGCGCCUAAUGGAUAUACAUCGGAGAAAGUACAAUGCCCGUCGCACGGUUCAAACGUGCGUAUCACGGUGAACAUUAGCGAGCACGAAAUGCAUUGGUUACAGAAGCGUCAGAACAAAGGGUUGAAGGGGAUGCAGACCUUUCUCACGCGAAUGAAAAUCCGGACUUCAAUGCUACCCAAUAUUUUGCAAAGACUCAGGACGCAUCUCUGCCCAACAUCAGGAUCUCAUUCUCAGGAGGCGGCUACCGAGCUCUGCUCAACGGAGCUGGAGCAUUUGCUGCAUUUGAUGAUCGAGCAAGAGAAUCGACUGCACCAGGCCAUCUAA